GUUCCAUAAGAAAGGGUUUCGGUGGCGGCUAGGGUUUCGCAGGUGUUUCUUGGCUUAUGGCGUCUUCAGCGGAGCCCAUGGAGGUGGAUGAUCCGGUUUCUGGCUUGUCAAGGGAAAUCCGGGAAGUUGAACGGCAGAUUGCUGUAGUUGAGGGCCAAAUUACAGCGGUUGAGGGCCAAAUUAGUGCGGUUGAGGGGCAACUGGAGCAGCCAAAUGAUCCCAUGAAGGAGGAACGGCUGGUCAAGAAGGAGGAGCAGCUGCGCGAGAAGGAGAAGCAGCUGCGCGAGAAGGAGAAGCAGCUGCGCAACGAGAAGGAGCAGCUGCGCGAGGAGGAGAAGCAGCUGCGGGAUAAGUCCAAGGAACCAGUCAAAUCGGUUUUGACUGUGGCAAAUAUAGAUAGUCUCUUGGAUAGGUUUUGGCAUGAGUUGCGCAAGCCAAAUCUUCAAUAUCCCAAGGCGGAUGCGUUUCUGGCGGAUUUCCCAACGUGUAAAGUCCCACUGCCAAAAGAUCCUACAGAUGAAUGCCCCUGCCUCUUGUGGUUUGCUCUAAACCAACCUUUCGAAGCAUCCAAGCGUAUCAUAGAGGUAACUGACAAAGCGCAGCCGACCCUCACCGUUCUCUUCAACGUGUCGGGAUCGGGGAAGACCAGGACAUUAUAUGAGAUCGCUGUAGCGCAGCGUGGGCUCUUCUUUGUGGGGGUCUGUGAGACUGGUAUUGGAGCUGAAGGUUCAGGAGAUCUCAAGUUAGUGGCAUCAAAGUUGCUGGAGCUGUAUCCAACUGGAGACAUUCCAGAAGUUAGUGCUGCAAUCUGCCUCAAAGCUUUGCUCAUCAGCAGGUUUUAUUUGCUGGGGCAGGUGGAGAAAAUGGGCUAUCUGACGGGUCAGGCAUGGCUCUUCAAGCAGGUUGCAAUCCCUUUGCUCCAGCAUUUCUACAACUUCAAAGAUCCGUUCAAGGCGCUCACCAUUAGACUUUUAAACUUGAUACGGACUGAGAAAGACUUGGAACGCAUUGAAGGUCAGUUCCAGGGGGUACUGGAUCGUCUAAAAGGGAAUUGGGAUGGUCCGAUUAUAUUUGACGAGUGUCAAAUAAUAAAUUGCUGGUUGGAGAAGCGCUUUUCACCAUCGACUCUUGGUUGUAGCAGCAGAUCAUUUCUCGACAUUCUUGUGCCGGCACUCAUAGAUUGUGGAUUUCGACAAUUCUACUAUGCAGGCACAGGUGGUAGUAUGCUAGCCGUGGCACGGGGUAUCUCUGCCACUUUGAAGAGAAGAGCUUCUGUUAUGGUCUUUCAUGGAUUUGGUGGAUUCACCACUGUUGAGGACUUCAAGCUCUAUGCUGGGAAACUACUCCGAAGUGUGGAUGGUAUUGAUAUGCAGAGGGUCUGUGAUUUGUACAAAGGGAGGUACAGGUUCUUUGUCACAGCACUUGAGCAUUUCAUUGGGAGCAAGCGUCCCUUGGAGCAGGCAACAGAAUUCCUGAUUGACUUUUUUGAGAAGAUAUGCACCUCGAGUAAGAUCAGUUGUUCUCUGGCGGGUGAGGGUGUACCGAACAAAUCAGAAUUGGAAGUCUACAUGGAUAAGACGGUUCUGACGGAUGUGGAGCAGUUUUUUGAAAGGACUCGGAAUGCUGCAGCGGUCAAGGAGCUAAAGGUGAUACUGUAUCACCAGGUGUUUGGGUCUAUAUCCACUGCACUCAACAUCAACAAUCCAUCUCUGAGCCUUGUGGAGUUCGGGUUAGCUUGGCUAAACAGGGGAAACAGUGUUGCAUUGGACGACUUGGAUAAGUUCUUUGCAAAGCAGGACAGAGACACUUGGAUCAAACUUCAGGAACCUGCUGUCGUCCGAGCUCUUUUCCAUUACUUUCGUAGUCGGCCAACAGUCUUUGAUGAGUUUUGUCAGCAGCAGUUUAAAGCCAAGGGCCAAGGCAGCGAUGUGACAGUGGGUCUUGAGUUUGAAAGGCAGGCAGGUCUUAUGGUGGCUGACGCAUUGGACGGAAAGGCUCCUGUAGACUUUGUGUCUCACUUUCUUCAGAAUCGCUCUGUGGAACUGCGCAACAACAAUUUUGAAGUUCCUGCGAUAUAUUUUGAGAAGGCAAAGGUGGUGAAAGCACGCGUUGCAACAGGAGUUGUGACUGAGAUGUGCGGUAAAAGUCACACCCAUGGCACCGACUGUUAUACACUUGAGAAGUAUCUCAACGACGUUGAAGGGCAGGCUGACGCAUUUCCAACGGUUCUCUGGACUGGUGAUGGUGGCUGGGGUGCCUUUCGUCCAGAUGCGUUGCUUUUUCUCACCAAUGACUACGAAUCGGAGCGGCGGCUCAUUCCUUGCUUAUUACAGAUGAAAUCCGGGGAUGAUGUGGCUACUCAAGGUGAAAUUUCAAGUGCUUUGGACAGUUUGGAUUUGAUGAAUUGCAGAAAGAAAAAAGAUGGAGGUUUGAACAGACUUAGAGAUCUUGCUUCAAAAAAUGGACUACUGCGACUGGCAGUUUUGCCUCAUACGGUGAAGGAUCUGGAACAGUUUGGUUUCAACUAUUUUGCAGGUCAACUCCCUAGUGGUGGGCGGUUUUCCCCACUGAAACGGCAAAAUGUUGAGGGGGCCAUACAGCCAUUAUGUGGAGUGAUUGGUGGCAAUAACGUGUCUUUGUAUCUGAAAGAGUGGUUGAUUGAUUCGGUCUGGGUUCUUAAAGCUACUAUAUAAAAGUCUGCACGCUCCCAUCGAGAACCUGUAAGUCGUGUCUAGCACAAGAAAGACUUUGAAUCAAACCAGUAAUGCAAGAUCCAGUUGGUUUC
This is a messenger RNA of Selaginella moellendorffii, 2785 nucleotides long. RefSeq lists its product as uncharacterized. The record is from RefSeq and is a predicted model, not a curated record. The transcript is spliced from 2 exons. The coding region runs from base 57 to 2693 and encodes 878 amino acids. NCBI's taxonomy places the organism in Eukaryota, Viridiplantae, Streptophyta, Lycopodiopsida, Selaginellales, Selaginellaceae.